This is a messenger RNA of Somion occarium, 1454 nucleotides long. The record is from the annotation of a GenBank genome assembly. Lineage: Eukaryota; Fungi; Basidiomycota; Agaricomycetes; Polyporales; Cerrenaceae.
CUUCCCCACACUUGAUCAAACACUUCGGUGUGAAGCAUCACUAAAACACCGGGAUUAUGCAGCGUCCGGCAACAUCUCCUUGCGGGGAUUUUGGGGUGUACUAGUCCCGCUUGUCUUAAACCAUUCCCUCUACACUAAGGUUACUUGGGACAGUAGUAUCAUCGAUCGCAGAAACAAAAUGCCCAAGCCAGCUACCAUUCCAGCCCUUUCCUACAAUACUGCUCGUGCGAAGAAUACUGAGAGCAGUGAGGAAUUUUAUAACAGGACUGUAUCGCGGUUGCAGAAGCUCCAGUCCCAUCUUGAGUCUGCGCCCCGUGGCUCUCGAUUGAAGGGGAAAGUGUGUAUAAUCACUGGCGUUGGUUCGUUGAAGGGCAUUGGGAGAGCUUCAGCGCUGUUGUUCGCUCAUGAAGGUGCUCAGCAUCUGUACUUGAUUGAUUUUGACGAAACGAAUCUGCCGAAUUUGAAGUCAACUAUCGAGGGCAAAUACCCGGAUGUUAAGGUUACUGCACUGCAAGCCGACGCCUCAGAUGAAGCAGCCAUCGUGGGCGUGUGCAAACAGGCUUUACAGGAAGAGGGACGCCUCGAUGUCUUCUUCGCAAACGCUGGAAUUGCUACGGCUUUACCCAUCGAUUCAGUGACCCCAGAGGCGUUCAUGAAUACUCUGAGGAUAAACACUUUGUCAUGUUUCUUGGCCGUCAAGUACGGCUCUGCGGCCAUGGCCAAAACCAACCCAUCGCGCGGGAAGGAGUAUAGCGGUGGAAGCAUCAUUCUGACCGCAUCAGUUGCCGGAAUACGUUCGGGGGCUGGAUCCGUGGACUAUAGCGCUAGCAAAGCUGCUGUGAAUAGCUUAGCCCAAGUUGCACCAAACCAACUGACGAAGACAGACAUCCGUGUCAAUUCCGUCUGUCCUGGUUUGAUUGAGACAGGAAUGACUUCCAAUACAUUCGACUACGCACGGGCACGCGGUACUGCAGGCAAGCUAGGCCAACUGAACCCCAUGGGUCGUUACGCCGUUCCAGAGGAAAUUGCCAACGUUGCCUUAUUCCUCGCAUCUGAUGACUCCAGUUACGUCAAUGGGCAGAACUGGGCUGUUGACGGCGGGUUGACAAGCACUCUGCCAUUCAUGCCUGGGCGUUGGGCAUGAUUGAGUUCAUAUCGACGAACUGGUGAUAUUGUUUGACAGUUGGGUGUGUGUGUUGCUCGUGUAUCUUUGUAUCAGUAUCAGAUAAAUGAUGUUUGCUGGGAACCAAGCCUGUUGGGUGGAAUGUUAUAUAUUUCGAAAGAAGACCGCUAGCAUGACGUAUACAGUUGCGUCUCCCUGUAUCUGGACGGCGAAUGGAAAUCGGAUAUAUGAUCUGCAGCCUGUCAUCACAAGAAGAUCCGUCGGACGAUGAACUUUCGAAAGCAUAAUUAGCACAUUCAAAGGCAGAGAAUAAGAUUCAUUUUAUUGGUGA